AUGACUAAUUUAAAAGAUAAAAAUUCAGACUCAAUUAAUGAUGCUCCAGUUGAAAAGAUCAUUACAAAUGGAACUAAUUUUCAAGCUUUCAAAGGAAUAUUCAUUGAAUAUUUUGAAGAAAGUUCAAUUCAUGGAUUUCGAUAUAUUGGAGAACAAAAACGUCCAACUUUCGAUAGAAUUGUUUGGAUAUUAGCUGUCAUUAUUUCUAUUUCAAUGUGUUGCUACCUAAUUAACAAUCUUGUGGACCAACGCAACAACAAUCCAGUCAUUGUUACUUUCAACGAUAAACUAACACCUGUUUGGGAAAUUCCAUUUCCAACAGUGACAAUUUGCUCGGAGACUAAAAUUCACAUGAAAGUUUUAAAUUACACAAAAGUUUAUAUAAAACUGGGAUUAUUGAAAGAUAUUACAAAAGAGGAGGAAUACCUCUGGGAUGGAGUCGCACAAACAUGCGUUUUAAGUUCCCUUUCCUUUCAUGAAGAAAAGCUUUUAGCAAAUUCAUCAGACUUGAUCAAAGCUAUGUCAAUUGCAGCACCAACAUUCAACGAGACUCUUCAUAAAUGCUAUUGGAGAAAUGAAUUUUUCAAUUGUGAAGAGAUAUUUGAUAGUGUUUUAACUGACGAAGGAAUUUGCUUUUCAUUUAAUUCACUUAAAUCUGAACAUUAUCGGACAGAAUUGUACAACGCUCGCAAAAAAGAUUUUAUCGGUUUCGAAUAUGACAAUGUUGAAGAUUUAGAUUGGAAUUUAGAAAAUGGUUACAACCAACAAGCUGAUGAAAAGACUUUUCCUGUUCGUGUUAUUGGACCUGGAGACAAAGAAAGCCUUGUUUUAUCCUUGAGAGAUAGAAAAGAAGACGAAGAACAAUUAUGUAGAAAUUCUGUUCGUGGUUUCAAAAUAAUUCUUCAUACGCCAGGUGAAGAUCCACAAGUGUGGAAGAAUUUUAUUAAUGUUCCCUUAGAUCAAUCGGUUUCGUUAACAAUCAAACCGAAAAUUAUGACCUCUGAAGAUUUAAGGCAUUAUUCCCCAGAAAGACGCCAAUGCUAUUAUCAGAAUGAACGGUAUUUGAGGUAUUUCAAAGUCUACACUCAGGCUAAUUGUGAAUCGGAAUGGCUGGCAAAUAUGACUCUAUCAGAAUGUGGAUGUGUCAAAUUUUCAAUGCCAAGAAAUUCAUCUCAUCCAAUUUGUGGAUAUCACAAACUUACAUGUGUUGAUUCGGUCAUGUACACAAGCAAAGAAUGGACAAUUAAUUAUGAAAAAUAUUUAAAUGCUUAUAAUUGUUUACCAACUUGUAUAAGUAUUGAAUACAAAGCCGAGCUCGAACAUCAAGUUCCAAUAAACUAUGCUCAGAUAGAGGAAUCAGAUGAGGGUUUUUUAAACAAGGACAAUUCGAGCUAUCGAAUAACUAAAAUUACAUUAAAAUUCAAAGAAGACAACUUUAAUGGCUUGAAGAGAUCCGAAUUGUAUAGUAUGUCAGAUUUUAUUGCAAAUUGUGGAGGAUUGCUGGGACUUUUUAUGGGUGUUUCGAUUUUGAGUUUGGUGGAAUUGGUAUACUUUUUGACAUUGAGAUUAUUGACGAAUUUGAAAAACAGAAGAAUAAUAUAACAGGAGAGGAACAAGAGAAAUACUUUAGCUGAUUCAGGUCACGUAAAGAUUUUGAAUGGACAGACAAAAAAUCUUCAAAAUAGUCAGUU
Episyrphus balteatus (marmalade hoverfly) is the source of this 1691-nucleotide messenger RNA. Its product is annotated as pickpocket protein 28-like. Gene Ontology annotation, biological process: sodium ion transmembrane transport. Gene Ontology annotation, cellular component: membrane. NCBI's taxonomy places the organism in Eukaryota, Metazoa, Arthropoda, Insecta, Diptera, Syrphidae. Bases 1 to 1602 code for a protein of 533 amino acids. The record is from RefSeq and is a predicted model, not a curated record. The transcript is spliced from 7 exons. Gene Ontology annotation, molecular function: ligand-gated sodium channel activity.